Molecule: messenger RNA, 2328 nt
Organism: Saccostrea echinata
Lineage: Eukaryota; Metazoa; Mollusca; Bivalvia; Ostreida; Ostreidae
Product: malectin-A-like
Exons: 4
Coding region: 80-931 (283 amino acids)
Cellular component (GO): membrane
Molecular function (GO): carbohydrate binding
Source: RefSeq, a predicted model, not a curated record
UCGCGCACAUAAUCAACUUCCUGAAGAAAAGCCGGCGUUAGACUUAGAAACGUGGAAACAGUAACCACUCAAAUUUUCGAUGAAAAUCGGGGUGCGAGUAAUGCUGGCACGCCUCCAGCGUCAACUGAGGUGUGAGGAGUCACGUUGGCUUCUACUUUCAGUUUUGUUUUGUCUGAACUUAAGCGUAACACAUGCAAUCGGUGAUGUCUUUUGGGCUGUGAAUUGUGGAGGAGAAGCCCACACCGAUGUUCAUGGGAUUCGGUAUCAAAAAGAUCCCGCUCAGGUGGGAAUUGCAUCAGACUAUGGGAAAACUUUGAUGAUCGAUAGAGUAGUUCCACAAGAUCAGAUCCUUUACCAAACAGAAAGGUAUCACAUGUCCACGUUUGGAUAUGAGAUCCCCAUCAAAGAAGAUGGUGAUUAUGUUUUAGUGCUGAAAUUCUGUGAAGUUUGGUUCACAUCUCCAAAUAAAAAGGUAUUUGAUGUGACAUUAAAUGGUGAACACACUGUUGUUGAAAAUCUGGACAUCUACAACAAAGUGGGCAGAGGAGUUGCUCAUGAUGAAAUCAUUCCUUUUUCUGUUAGAAAUGGAAAAUUAAAAGUCAAUGGUGAAACCUCUAAGAUAAAUGGAAAAGUCUCUGUCGAGUUUAUUAAGGGUGAAUAUGACAACCCCAAAAUCAAUGCAAUGUAUGCCAUGAAGGGCACAGUUGAAGAUGUACCAAGCCUAGCCCCCUUCCCUGGGGCACACAGAGAGCAAGAGGAGGAAGAGGAAGAAGAGGAAAUCAACGAGUCAAAGCCCACAAAGUCACGUCGCCCCUCUGGACCCAAAGUAGUGGACCCCUACUCCGAGGACGAUACCAGCACCAUCCUUCUGCCUGUUUUUGUUGCUGUAGGAGCAUUCUUCCCACUUCUGUUUUGUUUGUGUAAACUUUGAUCAAAUUUAGCACUUUUAGGUCAUUGAGUGUAUUUAAUCAUUUUACAAGGUUUUAAUCAUGCAAACAAAAAUAUGAAACAAGGUUAUAUAAUUUAGUCCCAAAGAAUGAUUUUUUUUCUGAGUAUUUACAUAAAAAAAGAAAAAUUAAGGUAAUUUAGGGAGGUUUACCACGCCUGGAAAAGGUUAUCCAAAUGUAUAGCAUUUAAUAUAAAUAAAAAUAAAGUAUUUAAUAUAGUAAAUUUUAGUUUUAAAUACUAUGAAAUUCAUGUUCAUAUAUGCAUAAUUAAAUGAAAAAUACAGCACUUGUAGUCUUAAUCACUGCCAAAAAAAAAAUUUAGAAUCCCUUGUUGGGAUGUAAUCACAGAUGGUCAGUUUAAUAAGCUAAUUUAUACUUUAAAGCUACAAGGAUAGACAGUAUAAAUGAUUAGUACCAUUGAUAUGAAAUGGACCAUUAGUACUUCAUCUCUAUUUGUGAUGUACACAUGAACUUUCUUUUGAAAAAAAAAAAAAACUUUGACACUGUGUGAUGCCUCCUUAAAGAAAAAAAACAUGAUAUUUGAUAAAUAUUCAUCAUUAAUAAAUUUUUUGAAUUUAUCAAGUAGGAUCAUUUUUAGAUAACUUGGGAAGAACUGUCAUUCAAGAGUGGUCCCAUGUAAUCAUUGUACAUCUGCUCAGACCGCUUUAUGAAUGUCUGUCAUAGCCCUGUUACCAUACAUCUCAGGUUUUUACAUUACACCAAUCUCACCUUGCCAUACUACAUAAAGGAAUUACCAUUUGUACUGUUUCUUAUAUAGGAUGUAGCGAUCUAAUUUCUUAUAUAAAAGUGAAUAUUAACAACCAUAUUUUUUAUACAUUCAUUAUAAUACUAUCAAUCCUUUUAUGUGCGGUAUCAGUCCAUUUGAUUUUAGUCAAAGAAAUGAUUCAAAUACCUAUGUACAUUGUAAUAACUGAAAAAAGGCCUUACAUGCAUCAAGGGAGAACAAUACCAUUUGUCCAAUAUAAUUGAAUAUUUUAUGUAACUUUGACCAUUUCUUAAAAGAAGAUGGAGAUAAAAAAAAAAUAAAUAAAAAAAAAUGUGGUACAUGUAUACUAUAAAGGGAUAAAUUCAGUGUAUACCAUACAGGGGAAAAUUUGGGACAAACUGUUUUUGAAAGAGGAAGUGACUGGCCAUAGUUAUCUCUCUUUAGAAUGAAGAUUUUUGCUGUAAAAAUGGAAACUAAUUUAAUUUUAAAAUCUAACACUAUCCUUUCUGAUGGUUAGAAAAAAAUGACAUGAAUAACCUAUAGUCUAAAAAACAAACUGAAGCAAAUUAGGUCAAAAUGUGAGGUUUGUGAAUCAGCAUUAGUUACUCAGUUGUUGCAUCUCAACUAAAGUAUUGCAGAGUUACUCAUCUUGGU